Molecule: messenger RNA, 1412 nt
Organism: Tarenaya hassleriana
Lineage: Eukaryota; Viridiplantae; Streptophyta; Magnoliopsida; Brassicales; Cleomaceae
Product: alcohol dehydrogenase class-P-like
Exons: 10
Coding region: 87-1226 (379 amino acids)
Biological process (GO): formaldehyde catabolic process
Cellular component (GO): cytosol
Molecular function (GO): zinc ion binding; S-(hydroxymethyl)glutathione dehydrogenase [NAD(P)+] activity
Source: RefSeq, a predicted model, not a curated record
UUCACCUUCAAGGGAAAGUGUUCAACUUUCAAAGCAUUCUUACAGAGAUUUCUGCAUAAUUUUGAUCAUAAACACAAGAGAUUGAUAUGUCGACUGCUGGUCAGGUUAUUCGCUGCAAAGCUGCGGUGGCGUGGGAAGCUGGAAAGCCACUGGUGAUGGAGGAGGUGGAAGUGGCUCCUCCUCAGGCUAACGAAGUUCGUCUCAAGAUUCUGUUCACUUCUCUUUGUCACACCGAUGUCUACUUCUGGGAAGCUAAGGGACAGACACCGUUGUUCCCUCGGAUUCUUGGGCAUGAAGCUGGAGGGAUUGUGGAGAGCGUUGGUGAAGGUGUGACUGAUCUUCAACCAGGAGACCAUGUUCUUCCCAUCUUCACCGGAGAGUGUGGGGAUUGCCGCCAUUGCAAGUCCGAGGAAAGCAACAUGUGCGAUCUUCUAAGGAUCAAUACCGAGAGAGGAGUCAUGAUCCACGACGGGAAACCGAGGUUUUCGAUCAACGGGAAACCCGUCUACCAUUUCCUCGGGACAUCCACUUUCAGUGAAUACACAGUUGUUCACUCUGGUUGUGUUGCCAAGAUCAACCCCAAUGCCCCUCUUGACAAAGUCUGUGUUGUCAGCUGCGGAUUAUCAACCGGUCUUGGUGCUACCUUGAAUGUUGCUAAGCCAAAGAAAGGUGACUCGGUCGCCAUCUUCGGGUUGGGAGCCGUUGGCCUCGCUGCUGCUGAAGGUGCGAGGAUUUCCGGGGCUUCGAGGAUCAUCGGUGUCGACCUGAACCCGAACAGAUUCGAAGAAGCUAAGAAGUUCGGUUGUACGGAGUUUAUCAAUCCAAAGGACCAUGACAAACCUGUUCAACAGGUGAUUGCUGAGAUGACUAACGGAGGAGUUGAUCGAAGCAUCGAGUGCACCGGAAGCAUCCAGGCCAUGAUCUCCGCAUUCGAAUGCGUCCACGACGGAUGGGGUGUUGCGGUGUUGGUGGGUGUCCCCAACAAAGACGACGCCUUCAAGACUCAUCCGGUGAAUUUCCUCAACGAGAGGACCCUUAAAGGCACAUUCUUUGGGAACUACAAACCAAGAACUGACAUUCCCGGGGUCGUGGAGAAGUACAUGAACAAGGAGCUUGAACUGGAGAAAUUCAUCACACACACAGUCCCGUUCUCAGAGAUCAACAAAGCUUUCGAUCUCAUGCUGAAAGGAGAGGGCUUGAGGUGUAUCAUCCGCAUGGACGGCUGAUUGAAUUCUCUGAUCUUUUGAUGAAUCUGUGGAUUCUGGUUUCUGGGUUUCUCAGAUCUUUGGGUUUUUUUUUAUAGUGAAUUAAGGAUUACAAAAAAAAAAAAGCUCAAGAGCUUCCUGUUCCUGAGCUGUCGUAUUUGUGUAUGUUCUGUUUUAAUUAUGAUCAUGAGAAACCCUAAACUCUUA